Hemibagrus wyckioides is the source of this 4502-nucleotide messenger RNA. It is a transcript of the gene clcn5a, whose product is annotated as chloride channel, voltage-sensitive 5a. Gene Ontology annotation, molecular function: voltage-gated chloride channel activity. Gene Ontology annotation, cellular component: membrane; Golgi apparatus; early endosome. The transcript has 12 exons. Gene Ontology annotation, biological process: transmembrane transport; chloride transport. The record is from RefSeq and is a predicted model, not a curated record. Bases 215 to 2641 code for a protein of 808 amino acids. Lineage: Eukaryota; Metazoa; Chordata; Actinopteri; Siluriformes; Bagridae.
GAUUAGAUAGGUCUGCUGGGAAAAUGCAAGUCAAGCUGGCUGACCAAAACUAGCUAGCGUAGCAGCUAGUAAGAUAAUAUUUAACCAACCGUACAACAGUACGCAUUUUCCCUCGAGUAAAUAUGUAACAUGUUAUAAACUUGGUUAAAACAUAUCCCACAAGUGCUGAACUAAGAGGAGGACUGUCUGCUCUGGCCACUCGUGGGAGGUGAGGAUGGAGAACUCCGGCUACACCGAGAGCUUUCCCGACAUGCACACGGCCGCCAGCAGUGAUGAGGAUCUAGUGGAAAUUGCUGGAGCCACUCUGGAUUUCUCCAGCACUGAUGAUGUGCCUCCUUUAGACCGGGACUUUGGAACAGGUGGAGCUGGUAAUGGUCUUAAUGGGGUUCCUAAGCUGAUGGAUCUUCUAGAUGAGCCAGUGCCUGGAGUGGGCACUUACGAAGACUUCAACACUAUAGACUGGGUGCGGGAGAAAUCCAAAGACCGGGAUCGUCACAGAGAGAUUGCAAGUCAGAGUAAAGAGUCUACAUGGGCUUUAAUGAAGAGCAUCAAUGAUGCAUUCUCUGGUUGGCUCCUCAUGUUAUUAGUUGGACUGAUGUCAGGUGCCCUGGCUGGUGGGAUCGACAUCUCUGCUCACUGGAUGACCGACCUCAAGGAAGGAGUAUGUCUCAUUGGUUUCUGGUUCAAUCAUGAACACUGCUGCUGGAACUCCAACGAGACCACAUUCCAGGAGAGAGACAAGUGUCCGCAGUGGAAGAGCUGGGCCGAGCUCAUGAUUGGCAUCAACGACGGACCUUUUGCUUACAUCAUUAACUAUUUGAUGUAUGUGUGCUGGGCUCUGCUCUUCUCCUUCCUUGCAGUGUCUCUGGUUAGAGCCUUUGCUCCUUAUGCCUGUGGCUCUGGUAUCCCUGAGAUUAAGACCAUUCUUAGUGGAUUCAUUAUUCGCGGUUACUUGGGCAAGUGGACCCUGAUGAUUAAAACAAUCACUCUGGUGCUGGCCGUGUCCUCUGGUCUGAGUCUGGGCAAAGAGGGGCCGCUGGUCCACGUGGCCUGUUGCUGUGGAAAUAUACUGUGCCAUCUUUUUACCAAGUAUCGAAAGAACGAGGCCAAAAGACGAGAGGUGCUGUCUGCUGCUGCUGCAGUUGGUGUUUCAGUGGCGUUUGGUGCUCCUAUUGGAGGAGUUCUAUUCAGUCUGGAGGAGGUGAGUUACUACUUCCCCUUAAAGACACUGUGGCGUUCUUUCUUCGCCGCCCUCGUGGCAGCCUUCACCCUGCGCUCUAUCAACCCGUUCGGAAACAGCCGACUGGUGCUGUUCUAUGUGGAGUUUCACUCCCCUUGGCACCUUGUUGAACUAGUGCCCUUUGUGUUCCUGGGCAUCUUCGGCGGCAUCUGGGGCGCUUUCUUCAUUCGGGCAAACAUCGCUUGGUGUCGGCGACGCAAAACGACACGCCUGGGCCACUACCCGGUCCUGGAGGUGCUGGUUGUAACAGCACUCACAGCUGUGCUGGCUUUCCCCAACAGCUACACGCGCAUGAGCACCAGUGAGCUCAUUUCAGAGCUGUUCAAUGACUGUGGCCUGCUCGACUCCUCCCAACUGUGCAAUUACGCUAAUGCAACCGACAUCAAGAGCAGCAGCAAUACCCUGCCUGACCGACCCGCUGGCCACGACGUCUUCACGGCCAUGUGGCAACUAGCACUGGCACUUGUCUUCAAGAUGCUCAUCACAGUGGUUACCUUUGGCAUGAAGGUUCCUUCAGGUCUCUUUAUCCCCAGCAUGGCUGUGGGGGCGAUUGCAGGAAGGCUGCUGGGUGUGGGAAUGGAGCAGCUAGCAUAUUACAACCAUGACUGGGUUAUCUUUAAGGGCUGGUGCUCACCUGGGGCAGACUGCAUCACACCAGGUCUUUAUGCAAUGGUGGGAGCUGCUGCCUGCUUGGGUGGUGUAACCCGGAUGACCGUUUCCCUGGUAGUCAUUAUGUUCGAGCUGACUGGAGGUUUGGAGUACAUUGUGCCCCUAAUGGCUGCCACCAUGACCAGUAAGUGGGUGGCAGACGCACUGGGCCGUGAGGGCAUCUAUGAAGCCCACAUCCGUCUGAACGGCUACCCUUUCCUAGAGCCCAAAGAGGAGUUCAGCCACAAAACACUGGCUAUGGAUGUUAUGCGACCUCGUCGUAGUGACCCCCCGCUGUCGGUCAUUACACAGGAUGGCAUGAGCGUAGAAGAGAUUGAGACUCUCAUCGCCGAUACAUCUUACAGCGGCUUUCCAGUGGUGGUCUCACAUGAGUCUCAGAGGCUGGUGGGCUUUGUGCUGCGCCGGGAUCUCAUCAUUUCCAUCGAAAAUGCUCGGCAACGCCAGGAGGGUGUGGUGAGCACGUCACGGAUUUUCUUCACAGAGUACACUCCACCCCAACCCCCUAACUUCCCCCCUCCUCUGAAACUGCGUGGCAUCAUGGACCUCAGCCCUUUCACAGUUACUGAUCACACAGCCAUGGACAUCGUGGUGGACAUCUUCCGUAAACUUGGGCUGCGCCAGUGUCUCGUAACUCAUAAUGGACGCUUACUAGGAAUCAUCACCAAAAAGGACAUUUUAAAGCACAUGGCUCAGAUAGCCAACCGUGACCCAGACUCCAUCCUCUUCAACUGAAAGCUGGCUUUUAUAACAUCACUUCUUCUCUGAUGUUUCCUUUAAAAAAAAAGAAAACACACACACACACCCGUCUGAUUUGCACUACAGACGUCAGUGCUAGUUUGGGACUGCACUCACACUGUGACGGCCGUUUUCAGUGCCAAGGUGGACGCCUCAUGCACUAGAGCUUAAUCGUCAAACACUUGGCCAGAUUACAACUCCCAAGUUGCAAGUAGCCAAUUUGUCAUAACAUAUCAUGACUGUCAGUUCAUCUUGGAGAAAAAGAGCGAGGAGUUACUUGAGUGGAUAUGCAUGCACAAUCCCGAUCGCAUAAAUUUCUUAAUGUAGCUAAACUAUGUUGAAAAUCCUACAAAAUGAGGAUCGUUUAGUUUGUGAGCGAGAUCUGCGAUUGCGUUCAUCCUUUUCUGGAAUACAGUUCACGGACGCGUGUCUGGAGAUACAUUACAAGCAAUUAAUAACUAAUCUCCGCUUACUGUUUUGCAAUAUCUCUGUCGUUAGUUUUGCCAUCAUGAAUGAGCUAAAAACCCAGCAUCAGGUAACUACAAGUGGACAUCUGUGUGUGUUUGGGUCUGCGUAAAUGUUCCAUGUUCUUACUUUUUCCAUUACCUAUAACGUCUUUACAUGACUGUGACUUCGACCUCUCGAGCAGGUAGCUAAUUGUUUAUGGAGGUUGAAGAGAAGCAGGUUUACAGCGUUGUGAAAUACGUGAAUAAGAUGAUGAUGAUGCUGAUGACUUUAAGGGCACUUUCCCUCCCCCUGAGCAGGAGAGUCCCAUGGGGGUUUGCACAUUUACACGAUCAAAAUCUUUUCUGGUUUGUAUCUGCAGGGCUGCUGGGCAUUCCACUUCGAUUUAAUUGGCUGUGUGUUGGCAUUGCAUGGAUUUACAACCGGGUAUGACUGACCGUUCUGCCCUGUUGCUUGACCACUGUUGUCCUUCGAUUGAUCUAUAUUUUUAUUUCUUUCCUGGACAUCUCUUUAACAGUUGCUCUAAUUGUUUAUUGCGUUAUUUACGUCAUGUUAAUCAGCACAGCCUAGUGGCCAUGCGCCGAUCAUAUACUCUGACAUUUUGUUAUACUUUUCUUCUUCAUGUGUGUUUGGACAGCAUAUGAUAAUUUGUAGCAGUGACCUCUCCACUUGGGUUGAAAAAUAAUAAGAAAAAGAAAAAAAAGAUAUUGUAUUACACUAUAUGCCUCAGGAUAUGAUGUAUGCAUGGUUGAAAACCAUAUUUUAACCACAUCCUUAAUCUCAGUGUUUAAGAUGAAGCUAUUUUAAAAUAUACCCAUCGUAUCCAAAGCAUUAGUUACAUGAAGCGAAGGUUGUAGGUGUUUUUCUGACAUGGCUGCCUGUUAAGUUUUCUCCACCUGGCUUCAUUCUCAGUCAGGUGCGUAAGCCAAUGCUCUCAUUGUUUACGUCCUCCAAAGACACGUUUAUACAUACUGCUUUAAAACUGUUCAUAAAUCCAUCAAGGGCUAGAGUUAAGACCAGUAUUUAUAUACACAACACACUCCAGAGCUCUGUAAGGAAACUGUGUUGGAUCUGCCCCUUUAAUCGCAGCUGUCCUCGAGUACUGCAGUCCGGCGUCAUCCCAUCCCUUUUUUUUUUUCCACUUACCGUGGACUGCACUACAGAUCUGGAUACGUCAACAGGCCACUUUCUUUUGCCAAGUACUCCAUUUGAAAAGAGCAUUUUGGUACUUAUCAGGUCUUAUCAAAACAAUGUCUUGUCAUUAAUCCGUUGUUUGUACUUGUUUAAUUAUCUGAUUCGUGUUUGUUUAUCAUGAAGGUUUAUGUAUUCUUCUAAAAUAUGAAUGUAUCAUUAUCACAGUAAUUUAUUCAUUAACACGUAUAAGGCAAGUUGU